CGCUUCUCAGGGGCGGGGUUGCUGCGGAGCACCCACGCGGUCCGUGCCUGAGCUGGAACCUUGCUUUGUUCUGGCUGCUGCCUGCUACAUCCUCCGGCUUCUGGGUCCGUAAUCUCGCCUCCCAGCUCCCUCCUCCCGCCCAUCCCCCUGUGUCUGGGCCUGCAUCCCCUCUCCUAACCGCUUCAUCCCAGAUCCUGCCCUCACCCCUCCCCAAACUCCUGGCCAGCGCCCUUUCCUGGUACCCUUCUCUCCAUCCCUCUCCCCUGCAUCCCCCCCCCCCCCCGUCCCUCUUUCCCAGGGUCCGGCUCGCUUAGUUCGGCCCCGCCCCUCCAGACUAGGGAUGUCCCCAGCAGCUCCGCUCCGAUGGUCCUGACGCUGCUCCUUUCUGCCUACAAGCUUUGCCGCUUCUUCGCCAUGUCAGGCCCACGGCCUGGUGCCGACCGGCUAGCGGUGCCGGGGCCGGACGGAGGUGGCGGCGCGGGUCCCUGGUGGGCCGCGGGCGGCCGCGGGCCCCGCGAGGUGUCUCCCGGGGUUGGCACCGAGGUGCAGGGCGCCCUGGAGCGCGCGCUACCCGAGCUGCAGCAGGCACUGUCAGCGCUAAAGCAGGCGGGUGGUGCGCGGGCCGUGGGCGCCGGACUGGCGGAGGUCUUCCAGCUGGUGGAGGAGGCCUGGCUGCUGCCAGCCGUAGGCCGCGAGGUAGCCCAGGGUCUGUGCGACGCUAUCCGCCUGGACGGCGGCCUUGACCUGCUGUUGCGGCUGCUGCAGGCGACGGAACUGGAGACGCGAGUGCAGGCCGCGCGCCUGCUGGAGCAGAUCCUGGUGGCUGAGAAUCGGGACCGGGUGGCGCGCAUCGGGCUGGGCGUCAUCCUGAAUCUGGCAAAGGAGCGUGAGCCGGUGGAGCUGGCACGGAGCGUGGCAGGCAUCCUGGAGCACAUGUUCAAGCACUCGGAGGAGACGUGCCAGCGACUGGUGGCGGCCGGCGGCCUGGACGCGGUGCUGUACUGGUGCCGCCGCACCGACCCGGCACUGCUCCGCCACUGUGCGCUGGCGCUGGCCAACUGUGCGAUGCACGGGGGCCAGGCGGCCCAGCGGCGCAUGGUGGAGAAGCGCGCCGCUGAGUGGCUCUUUCCGCUCGCCUUCUCCAAAGAGGACGAGCUGCUGCGGCUGCACGCCUGCCUCGCCGUGGCGGUGCUGGCCACCAACAAGGAGGUGGAGCGGGAGGUGGAGCGCUCCGGCACGCUGGCGCUCGUGGAGCCACUCGUGGCCUCGCUGGAUCCCGGCCGCUUCGCUCGCUGCCUGGUGGACGCCAGCGACACAAGCCAGGGCCGCGGGCCCGAUGACCUGCAGCGCCUGGUGCCGCUGCUCGAUUCCUCGCGCUUGGAGGCGCAGUGCAUCGGGGCUUUCUACCUGUGCGCUGAAGCUGCCAUCAAGAGUCUGCAGGGCAAGACCAAGGUAUUCAGCGACAUCGGUGCCAUCCAGAGCCUGAAACGCCUGGUCUCCUACUCCACCAAUGGCACCACGUCAGCGCUGGCCAAGCGCGCGCUGCGCCUGCUGGGCGAAGAGGUGCCGCGGCCCAUCCUGCCCUGCGUGCCCAGCUGGAAGGAGGCCGAGGUCCAGACGUGGCUGCAGCAGAUCGGCUUCUCCCAGUACUGCGAACCUUUCCGGGAGCAGCAGAUAGAUGGCGACCUGCUUCUGCGGCUCACGGAGGAGGAACUCCAGACUGACCUGGGCAUGAAAUCGGGCAUCACCCGCAAGAGAUUCUUUAGGGAGCUCACGGAGCUCAAGACCUUCGCCAACUACGCUACCUGCGACCGCAGCAACCUGGCUGACUGGCUGGGCAGCCUGGACCCACGCUUCCGCCAGUACACGUAUGGCCUGGUCAGCUGCGGCCUGGACCGCUCUCUGCUGCACCGCGUGUCAGAGCAGCAGCUCCUGGAGGACUGCGGCAUCCGCCUGGGCGUGCACCGCACGCGCAUCCUCACGGCCGCUAGAGAAAUGCUACACUCCCCACUGCCCUGCACUGUCUGCAAGCCGAGUGGGGACAUUCCGGACGUCUUCAUCAGCUACCGCCGGAACUCAGGCUCCCAGCUGGCCAGCCUCCUGAAGGUGCACCUGCAGCUGCACGGCUUCAGUGUCUUCAUCGAUGUGGAGAAACUAGAAGCAGGCAAGUUUGAGGACAAGCUCAUCCAGAGUGUCAUGGGCGCCCGCAACUUUGUGCUGGUGCUAUCGGCCGGGGCGCUGGACAAGUGCAUGCAGGACCAUGACUGCAAGGACUGGGUGCACAAGGACAGAUGGAUGGACGGACCCACACCACACCUGCAGGAGAUCGUGACUGCUUUGAGCUGUGGCAAGAACAUCGUGCCCAUCAUCGACGGCUUUGAGUGGCCGGAGCCCCAGGCCCUGCCUGAGGACAUGCAGGCGGUGCUCACCUUCAAUGGCAUCAAGUGGUCCCACGAGUACCAGGAGGCCACCAUUGAGAAGAUCAUCCGCUUCCUGCAGGGCCGCUCCUCCCGGGACUCAUCUGCAGGCUCCGACACCAGUUUGGAGGGUGCUGCACCCAUGGGCCCAGCUUAA
Messenger RNA from Artibeus jamaicensis (Jamaican fruit-eating bat), 2574 nucleotides. RefSeq names its product sterile alpha and TIR motif containing 1 (gene SARM1). NCBI's taxonomy places the organism in Eukaryota, Metazoa, Chordata, Mammalia, Chiroptera, Phyllostomidae. The record is from RefSeq and is a predicted model, not a curated record. The transcript has 10 exons. Gene Ontology annotation, molecular function: protein binding; NAD+ nucleosidase activity; signaling adaptor activity. Gene Ontology annotation, cellular component: dendrite. Gene Ontology annotation, biological process: response to axon injury; negative regulation of MyD88-independent toll-like receptor signaling pathway; signal transduction. The coding region runs from base 364 to 2574 and encodes 736 amino acids.